Messenger RNA from Funneliformis caledonium, 750 nucleotides. NCBI's taxonomy places the organism in Eukaryota, Fungi, Glomeromycota, Glomeromycetes, Glomerales, Glomeraceae. The record is from the annotation of a GenBank genome assembly.
AUGACCUUUAAUGUGCAAACGGAAUCGUCUUCUGGUGACAGCUGUCUCGAGGAAGAAGAGCGGGAUUUAACAUUUUACCUGAAGACUAAGGCAGAACAACCGUUUAGGUAUUAUCUAUGCUUUGAUGUUGAAGCAACAUGUAUAAGUGGAGGAGGAUUUGAUUAUAUGAAUGAGAUAAUAGAAUUUCCAAUUCUUUUGGUUGAUAGCAAGUCAUUUGACAUUGUUGAUGUAUUUCAUUCAUACGUUAAGCCAAGUAAAAAUCCGAUAUUGUCUGAUUUCUGUAAAGAAUUGACCGGAAUAUCUCAGUCAACGAUAGAUGUAAGUCCAAUAUUUCCUGAGAUGUUGGAUCAAUUUCAAGAAUUUCUGCACCGGCAUAAACUCUUUUACGAAAACUCCUGUGCUUUUAUCACCGAUGGUCCAUGGGACAUACGCGAUUUCAUCACAAAACAAUGUUCGAUUUCUAAAAUUGCUAGACCUACAUAUUUUUCUCUUCCUUGGGUAGACAUUCGAACACUUUAUUCAGAAUUUUAUAACCAUGGAAAAUGUAAUAUAGUUCGUAUGCUAGCAACUUAUGGCCUGCAAUUUGAAGGACAUGAACAUUCAGGAAUUGAUGAUGCAAAAAAUUUAGUUAGAAUUGCUAAGAAAAUGUGGGAAGAUGGUGCAAUUUUUAAAACCAAUAGUUAUUUACAAACGCCUAUUCACAGAUCAAGAAGACGUAGAAGAGGAAGGGGAUGUAAUAAAGUCAUAUAA